CGAUGCCCUUGAUGCCUCCGUCCAUAUAAAACCCUAAUUGUCCGGAGAGGAGACAGGCUGAGCCAGCGAUUUGGUCUUCUCUCGCUCUGGUUUUUUUUUGGUAGAUCUCUCUCUCUCUCCCCCUGUUUGAUCUCCUCUGCUCUUCAAUCUCGAAACCGAAACCGAAACCGAAACCAUGGCGGAUCAGCUCACAGACUAUCAGAUCUCUGCUUUUCAAGUUUCUGCUUUCAAUAACCACUUCAGCCCGCUGAUUGAGAAGUGAGGAUUUGAGAAGAUUAGUAGAAGAAAACCCUAAUCGCCGUCCGCCGUUGUGAAGGACUGACCCUUCAGGCUUGAUCCUUUCUUGUGGGCGGCAAGUGUCUUAAAAUUUGGAAUCAGAUUGCAGAUAUUGAUCUUUUAUUUGGUUGUGGAAUAGAGGGUUUGGAGGAGAGUUGGUGCCUUUAAAGAGGAGAGAGGUAACAAAUUCACGUGGAUGAUUCUGUGAUCUUAUCCCUUGCUGCUUGGGAAGGAAAAAUAAAAUGUUGGGCGCAUUGCCAAUCUUGCCUCUGCCGGCACCUCCUUUAGAUGGAAAUCUUGGUCCCCUCCCACCUUCACAAGUCUCAGAUAAGACACAGAAUGAGGCACCGACUGCUGAUGAACAGAACAAGGCAAACUCAGCUCCUGUUUCUGUUGCCACUCACACGAGAACUAUAGGGAUUAUCCAUCCUCCUCCUGAUAUUAGGACUAUUGUUGACAAAACUGCACAGUUUGUUGCUAAAAAUGGGCCUGAAUUUGAGAAAAGGAUUAUAGCAAAUAAUGCAGGUAAUGCAAAGUUCAACUUCUUGAACAGCUCUGAUCCUUACCAUGCAUAUUACCAGCAUCGUCUCUCAGAGUUCAGAACCCAGAUUCAAGCUUCUUCCCAACAGCAACCACCUUCACAGCCUGCAGAUUCAGCUGCUCCUGAAGCUGCUCCGGUUGCUCCACCUUCUGAAGGCAGUGAACCAGCUGCUAAGCCUGAUCUAUUGGCCCAAUUUAAACCUGUACGUAAAGUGCUUGAGCCACCUGAGGCUGAGCAGUAUACUGUUAGGCUUCCAGAAGGGAUUACAGGUGAGGAGCUGGAUAUUAUAAAGCUUACUGCCCAGUUUGUAGCUCGAAAUGGGAAAUCAUUCUUGACUGGGUUAACUAGUAGAGAGAUUAACAACCCCCAGUUUCAUUUCCUGAAGCCAACUCAUAGUAUGUUCAUGUUCUUUACUGCACUUGCGGAUGCCUAUUCAAAAGUUUUGAUGCCUCCAAAGGGAUUGACAGAGAAGCUGAGGAAUAGUGUUACCAAUAUGACUACUGUUCUUGAACGUUGCUUGCAUCGGCUAGAGUGGGAACGGUCACAAGAACAGGCAAGGCAGAAAGCUGAAGAUGAGAUUGAGCAGGAGCGAAUACAGAUGGCAAUGAUUGAUUGGCAUGACUUUGUUGUUGUGGAGACUAUAGAAUUUGCAGAUGAUGAGGAUGAGGAGUUACCCCCUCCUAUGACCUUGGAGGAAGUUAUAAGGAGGAGCAAGAUGUCAGCCAUGGAAGAGGAAGUAGAGGUUGCUGAGCCUGUUAAGGAUGAAGAAAUGGAAAUGGAUGAAGUAGAAAUGCAUCUUGUUGAAGAAGGAAUGAAAGCUGCUAGUAUUGAAGAGAAUGAAGAUGAGAAGAAAAAUGAUGCUAAAGCAGCUCCUGAGGAACCAGAACCACCCAUGAGGAUUGUGAAGAACUGGAAGAGACCUGAGGAGAGGAUUCCUGCAGAAAGAGACCCAACAAAGUUUGUCAUCUCUCCAAUCACAGGGGAACUGGUUCCCAUUAAUGAGAUGGCAGAACAUAUGCGAAUUUCCCUUAUUGAUCCCAAGUACAAGGAGCAAAAAGAGAGGAUGAUGGCCAAGAUUCGAGAGACAACCCUUGCUCAGGAUGAUGAGAUAUCAAGAAAUAUUGUAGGUCUUGCACGAACACGUCCUGAUAUCUUUGGGACUACAGAAGAAGAAGUUUCUAAUGCUGUUAAGGCAGAGAUAGAAAAGAAGAAAGAGGAACAACCAAAGCAGGUCAUAUGGGAUGGCCAUACUGGAAGCAUCGGGCGUACUGCAAACCAGGCUAUGUCUCAGAAUCUUUCAGGAGAUGAUCAAAGUGAUACAAUUAAUAACGAGUCAAGGCCCCUUCCUGGUCCUGCUGCCCCACCUCCUAAGCCUGGUCUACCAUCAGUUCGUCCUCUUCCUCCUCCACCUGGACUAUUACUAAAUAUUCCUCGUCCACCAAAUGCUGUCCAAUAUUCUGCGCCAACUAGUAGUGGGAUACUUGCCCCUCCACUAAGGCCUCAUGUGAUCCCAAUGAUUCCAUCAGUUAGGCCGCCUCCUAUGCACAUGACAUCUGGAGGACAACCAAUUAUGGUGAGACCACCCCCUCCUCCCCCAUCAGUUUCUUUGAACCCUCCCAGUAUUCCUGUACCACCUCCGCCUGGGUCGCAGUUCACUCCUUUGGCUGUUCCUCGGCCUUAUGUCCCUCUUCCUAUUCCACCACCUGCUAUGCCUAUUAUCCCACCACCCCCCUUGCCGCAAGGAAUGCCUCCACCGCCACCACCUGAGGAAGCUCCUCCACCACUUCCUGAUGAACCGGAGCCAAAAAGGCAGAAGGUUGAUGAUUCUCUGCUUAUUCCCGAGGACCAGUUCUUGGCUCAACAUCCGGGACCUGUCCACAUUACUGUAUCUGUUCCUAAUAUUGAUGAAGGGAAUCUUAAAGGGCAGCUUUUGGAGAUCACCAUCCAGUCUUUAUCUGAAACUGUCUCCAGUCUGAAGGAGAAGAUUGCAGGAGAGGUUCAGUUACCUGCAAACAAACAGAAACUGAGUGGAAGAGCUGGGUUUCUUAAGGACAACUUGUCACUUGCAUAUUACAACAUUGGAGCAGGAGAAACACUAGCACUCUCAUUAAGGGAACGUGGUGGCAGAAAGAGAUAAAAUCAUUUCCAUUGGAUAGGCAUGAAAAGUUGAGCUUGCAACUUUGUUGUUACAACGAAAGUUCUCCAUUAGAAUAUUGGUGGAUUAUGACUUUAUGAUUUUGAUGUUCUAUCGAAAAUUAAGUUUACCUUUAUUUCUAGGA
Messenger RNA from Nelumbo nucifera (sacred lotus), 3096 nucleotides. RefSeq names its product putative splicing factor 3A subunit 1. The record is from RefSeq and is a predicted model, not a curated record. Gene Ontology annotation, molecular function: protein binding; RNA binding. Gene Ontology annotation, biological process: mRNA cis splicing, via spliceosome; regulation of alternative mRNA splicing, via spliceosome. Gene Ontology annotation, cellular component: U2 snRNP; U2-type prespliceosome; catalytic step 2 spliceosome. Lineage: Eukaryota; Viridiplantae; Streptophyta; Magnoliopsida; Proteales; Nelumbonaceae.